Saccostrea cuccullata (small rock oyster) is the source of this 696-nucleotide messenger RNA. Its product is annotated as myb/SANT-like DNA-binding domain-containing protein 4. The record is from RefSeq and is a predicted model, not a curated record. Gene Ontology annotation, cellular component: nucleus. The annotation marks the transcript as partial. The transcript has 6 exons. NCBI's taxonomy places the organism in Eukaryota, Metazoa, Mollusca, Bivalvia, Ostreida, Ostreidae.
AAAAAAGAUAUAGAGAAACUCCUGUCCUCGAAAGAGGUUUGUGAGAAAAAAGCAAGAACAAAGUGGUCCCCAGACGAGGAGACAAGACUGAUUUCAGCCGUUCUAUAUGGCGAAGACGCCCUAUUCGGUGAUUUUAAAGGCACGGGGGCGAAAUCGGGACAGGCUAAGCGGAGGCAGGGCUGGGGGGAAGUAGCAGAUGUUUUAAAUGCACAAUUCACUAACAGCAAGCGAACGCCAGAAGAGUGCAGAAAAAAGUACAACAAUGCUAAACAAAGGACCAAAGAAAAAACAGAUUUCUUAAAGAAAGAAUGCAGAAAGACAGGUGACGGACAAGCUGAAGUGGAACUGUCAGAGGCAGAGGAGGUGCUUCUUCAGAGACAGGAUGAAAGGCCCAGCAUUUUUGGCCUAGAAGCAGGUUUUGACAGAGAUGUCUUAGUUUUAACUACCGAUAGCAAAGAGUGCGAGGAAAGUCAGGAUGUCAGAUCAGCAUCACAGACAUCUUCAAGGACUGACACUCCAAAAGAUAAAGAAAGUGGAAGUACUAGUAAAGUCAGCGAGAAAAGGAAGAUAGAUGAGAGGAAGGAGAACAUCUUGGAGGACACAAAGAGAAUUCGGCUAGAACAAAGAAAAUUAGAGUUGGAAAUGAUUAAGAUUGAGAAGGAAAUUAAAUUGAUAGAAACAAAACAGAUUUUAUGA